Molecule: messenger RNA, 534 nt
Organism: Aspergillus tubingensis
Lineage: Eukaryota; Fungi; Ascomycota; Eurotiomycetes; Eurotiales; Aspergillaceae
Product: MFS general substrate transporter
Exons: 1
Coding region: 1-534 (177 amino acids)
Biological process (GO): transmembrane transport
Molecular function (GO): transmembrane transporter activity
Source: RefSeq, a predicted model, not a curated record
AUGCCGGUUCUUAGGAUGGGCCGGGCCCUCAAAAACCACAUCUCGUGCCGCUGGUGUUUCGAUAUCUAUCUCCCAUUUGGGCUAUUGAGUCCAGUCGUUAUCUUCGUUACCUUCCAAAUCAGCAAACCUGUAGCACCGAUGAGCCUAAGGGAAAACGUGGUUUGUCUUGAUCCUUUGGGGACGGCCAUGCCUAGUAUCGGCGCUGGUCUGCUCUCGACACUGCAGUCAGAUUUCGGGACAGGUCAAUGGAUGGUAUACCAGGUUAUUCUGGGAGAGGGCAUCGGCAUGGGAUUCCAGUUGCCUGUUUUCCUCGUGCAGACCACCCUAUUAUCUACUUACUGGUAUCUCCCACCCCACGGCCUUGAUGCCUUGUCUUUCAUUCAGCUCCUUGGCGAUUGCAUCUUCGUCUCCAUUGCGCGAGAUAUCUUUCGCAAUAGGUUACUGGCAGGCAACCACACAACUUUGCCGAUGGUGGACCCUCGCGCGGUGAAUAAUGUCGGUCCUACCAAUUUUCAGAGAGUGUAUUCGAGCUAA